Molecule: messenger RNA, 828 nt
Organism: Pichia kudriavzevii
Lineage: Eukaryota; Fungi; Ascomycota; Pichiomycetes; Pichiales; Pichiaceae
Exons: 1
Coding region: 1-828 (275 amino acids)
Biological process (GO): spliceosomal snRNP assembly
Source: RefSeq, a predicted model, not a curated record
AUGGACUCCAAAGGAAUAAAGCACCAGAUUGAUGAUCUACUUACGCAUCUGCCAGGGGGGAACAAACGUGCAAAAACGGUUGCAAUAGAAGGAAAUUGUGGGAGAUCUGCGAAAUGUGCUGCAAUUGACAAACUUCCAAAUACGUUUGAGAAUAAAGGGUAUGUCCAUGGGCCUAUUGAUUCUGUUUUCGGGCAGAGACGGGCUUUCCCCGUUUCCAUAGACACGGCCAAUGUGGACAUGGACAAGAUCCCCGAGAGUGCUGAAGAAUACCUCUCACAGGUGAGGAGGGAGGCGAGUGAAGGUGUUCACCAGGACGAGGACGAAGAGGAGGACUUUGUAUAUAUCAAGCGGGGAGAGAGUCCUGCACAAGAGCAGCAAGGGGCUGGAGACGAUGACUAUAAGACAAUGGAGAGAUACCUGCAAGAUUAUAUCGAAUCACGGAGGAUAUACGACAGUUACCGACAACAACUCCAUGAGAUUGACGGUAUUGAGUUACCGCAGACAGCCAGGGAAUGGAAGAAGUUUAUCUGGGAGGUAAGCUGCCAACGGGAAUACAUUGCGCAGAUCGUUGAGGAGGGUCUACAUAUGAAGCUCCUUGUCUAUUUCACCAAAUGGAUGUGGCUGAAGAUGGACAGCAACUUCACCGAGUGGUUGCUUGGCAUUCUCUCUGCAGUGGAUAACCCACUCUCGUCCUCGGACUUGUCUGUUGUCCGCCAGCUGGGGAAGAAGGCGGCCCGCCAGCUGGCCCAUGGUUCGGAAGAGGCCAUCCAUCUGCGUGUAGUGGCCAUUGUCUCUCUCUUCUUCAAACAGAAGGAUAUCACCCUUUGA